Nomia melanderi (Alkali bee) is the source of this 2190-nucleotide messenger RNA. RefSeq names its product Rabenosyn-5 (gene Rbsn-5). Lineage: Eukaryota; Metazoa; Arthropoda; Insecta; Hymenoptera; Halictidae. The record is from RefSeq and is a predicted model, not a curated record. Gene Ontology annotation, molecular function: metal ion binding.
CAGCUGAUACGAUUCAACAUGGCCGCUUACAGUAUACGUUUUCUAUCUACAAGUAGAUAGACGCCUACGAAUGAUUACCGUUUGUUAUGAGAUAGAAAGAAAUUCCAGUGGACAAUAACAACAUUUUUUUCAAAAACCCUAUCUUAAAAUGGCUUGUAGCGAGAAAGUAUUAGAAGGCUUUAUUUGUCCAAUAUGUAUGACAGAAUUCAAAGCACCAACACAGUUGACUAAACAUUUCAAGGAUUUUCAUAAUGACGACCCAGAAAUCUUGAAAUCACUUAAAGAUCUUUUUGGUAAAGCUAAAAAGAAGAUUUUAAAGCAAGAUGAAAUACCAGAAUCAUUUACAACCACCGUAUCCAGUAGCAGACAACGUAGUCCAGAACUUAAUUGGGGACCCCAGGAGAUAGGUGUGAUAAAAUCAUAUACAACAUAUUUUAAAGACAUAAGAAAUGCAAGACUGGAACGAUAUUCUAUAGAAACCAAUAAACUUCUUAUAAGACUAGACAAAUUAUUAAAUAAUUUACCAACAGACCCUGUUGAUAGAAAAGUUCAUGAGCGCACAAUUGUGCCAUGGAUAGAUGAGAAAGAUGUAAAAUUAUGUCCUAACUGUGCAAAAAGUUUUCAUAUUGCUAGAAGAAAACAUCACUGUAGACUUUGUGGAGCUGUAAUGUGCCACAAUUGUACAGUAUUUUUAUCUCUACAAGAUGCAAGAAAAAUGACAAGUCCUGUGACUGUACAAGAUGAAUCUGCGGUAUCUCCUACAUCUGAAAAGCCCAUUUCAGAGCGUUUAGUACGUGCAGGUAUUGGUUUUACAAAGUUGGCUAUGUCACCGUCUAAUGAUAGUUUAAAUAGCGUUCUGUCGUUAGUUAAUGAUCCAGCAGCCGGUGACCAGCAUUUCAGAAUAUGCAUACACUGUGCAAACUUACUUGAUGCAAGAGAAAAACAAAAAGCAAAGCACUUCGAUAAACCGAUUUUAUGUCAAUUUUAUGAAAAAAUGAAAGGUUAUAUGGAAGAAGCAUCUCAACAUGUAAAAAUGUACAACAAAAUGUGGGAGUCUCUCAGCGAAGGAGAAACUACGUAUAAUCUGGAAGACGCGCAAGCUUUAAGAGUUAAAAUUGCAAAACUAGGUGAAAAUAUAGAUUCGAUCAGUAAACGCAUUUCAGUACUGGGCACGAAAUGUGUGGAGAACCCUCCACAAGGACAAGAACUCAGAUUGCAUCAGAUGGUCAGAGUAUCUGCAAUGAUAUUUUUAAAAGAAGAAUUAUUAACUAUACAAGCUUUGCCUUCAGAAGAAAGAUACACAGAGCUACAGAAAGAACGUGAAAAACAAUUAGAAGCAAGAAUUGCAUAUGAAAGACAGCUAGAAGAAGAACAAAGAGAAAAAUUGAAAGACUUGCGUAAAAGGGAAACCUGGAACAAUGAAAUCCGACCUUCUGUGAAAGAAAAUCAGCCGGUGGUGGUAUUGAAUCAGUCUCAAGGUUGGGGACCUGCUAAUGUCACACCUAAGAUGCCUUCCUCUAUGGAUCCUAUAAUUGAACAAAUGAGUAAUCUUCAAGCCUACAUCAAACAAGCUAAGGAUGAUUGCAGAUAUGAUGAAGUUGCCACGUUAGAAAACAAUCUUAGGGAACUUCAAAGCCUGUACUUUACUAUGAAUGAGAGUAAUAAUAGUGAUGGGUAGACACAGACUUACACCUGCAUUUAUAGGUAACUUGUAUUCCUUAUCAAAUCUAAUAAGACUUAAUAAAUGUUUCUAUCAUGUCCAAACUUUCGUCCAUCUAUUUCAUGUAUUGCUGUACGAUGUGAUAUGUGUCGUGGGUUCCUUUGUAUCGAUAAAUUUAAUUAUAUCACAAUAUCGCGAUAUUUCUUGAAACAUGUUUACCAUUGUGUGUAUAUAAUGAUGCUAAAGAAAAUAUAUCAUUUUUAACAUAAGAUUUGUAUUAAAAUUGAAUAUAUUACUAUAAAUAUAAAUCACGUUACAACGCUGUUUAGUUAUAUGUACAAAUUAUGAAGUAUUUAUAUGGACAUUUUAGUUCUAACAUACAUAUAAGAUUAUUAUAUUAUUCUUAUCGAGUUCUAAAUAGAUGUAUACUCAUGUCUAUAGUUUUCUAAGAACAUUUAUAGUAUAUUGUUUGCAUUUCGUUUUAUAAAAAAUUGCUUUAAACCAAAGCUCGAAUGUAUUUCGACAAAUGU